Paramecium sonneborni is the source of this 2394-nucleotide messenger RNA. NCBI's taxonomy places the organism in Eukaryota, Ciliophora, Oligohymenophorea, Peniculida, Parameciidae. The record is from the annotation of a GenBank genome assembly.
AUGAACAAUCGUGAUAAUAAAAAUACAGUAUAUGUCGAAAAAGUACCAACUUUUUGUUUUCUUUUUGAUAGUCUGCAAUCGGAAUAUUUGAAUGGAACCCAAAAAUACAAAUCCACAAUUACAUUGUAAAAUAAGAGUAAAGAAUUUUAGUAUUAAACCUUCAACUUUGUAACAUAAAUAAUGAUUAGUGAUUUGAUUUUGUUUUGGGAAACUGGAUAUUUAAAAGAUAAAUUAAAUGUUUCAGGCUACAUUAAUUUAAUUUCUUUGUUUGAUAAUUUUAAUAGAAAUUCAAAUAGAUAUAAUAAGCAAUACAUUUUAUGCUUUUAAUAUAUUAAUAAGGAAAAUGAAAAAUUAUCAAUAAUUUCUCAACACUAAGUAGUUUGUAAUUAUUGUACCUCUUUCAAACAACAAUUUGAAGAACUUUUACCAAAACUUUCUUAAUAUAUUGAUAAAAAUGGUAAAGAAUUGAUUGAUGUUAUUAACUAAGCUUUGAAUAUUUAGAAAAAUUUAAUCCAUAAAAUCUAAUAAAAAUACAAAACACAUGAGUUGAUGAAAAACAUUCAGAAAAGAUUUCUUUUCAAAUUAUAUUUAUCAAAUCCACAAAAUGAUGAGGAAUAGUAAUCUGAAACAUACUUUGAAGAAAUUAUUGAGAAACAUAAGAAAAUUGGAAAUCUUCCAUAUUUUGUUUAUAUCACAGAUUAAUUGAUUGAGGCUGAUUUUAACACUUUAUAAUUUGUUUAUAACUCUAUAAAGGAUCAAUCAGCUUUUGAAUAUUUUAAUUAACAAUAAAAUAUUAUAGAUGAUUUAGAAUUAAAUAAUUAUCUUUUAAAUUGUUUGAAAAAUUCAGAAAUAAAUAUCAAGGAUGAAAAAAAUUAAACAGAAUUUUUGAAAUAACAAAAUAAAGAAAUAUACAUAUAAAAGCUAAUUAAUCUACCUAUUGAAAGAGAUUAGAAUUUUAAUUAGUUUAAAGAUGAGUUUAUAAAUUAAUUAAAAAUAAAAUUUUGGAUUUUUUAAAAUGAAUUAACUUAAAAUGAUGAUUAACUCAAUCAUAAAAUAAAAUAAAUUUUCAACAAAUAUUCAAGAGCUAUUUUUAUAAAAAUUCCAUUGACCCGUUAAUUUUAAAGCUUAAUCAAAAAAAUUAUAGAUGAUGAGGAUAAGGAAGGAUUAAUUGAAUAUAUGUUAGAAUAGAAAAUAAACAAGAUUCACAAAUAUGUUGAAGAUAAACUCCAAAAGUAUAAUUUAUCUAAAUUAAAUACAGAUUUAGGUAAUAUAUAUAAAGGAAAUAAGUAAAUUUAUUUACAAAAAUUAAAAAAUAAUUUAAUAAUUACUCAAUAAGUUGAUAUUAUUAUGGAUUACUGUGCAAGAAUUAGAAUAUUGAUUGAAUAAUUACGUCCUUCAGCCUUAGUUGAUUUUACUGAUUCUGAUUAAUAAGAUUACUUAAUUGAAUUGUUGAAAUUUUUUUUUCCAAAUUAUAAUAAUUUGGAUUAAGAUGUAAAUUUUAUUCAGGAAUUAUCCUUAAUAACAAAUAAAUUUUGUCCUCUUUUAAGUAUUGGAAAGUCCUCUUCAUUUAAGAUGUAUAAGAAAAAUUUUGAGGAAAAAUAGUAACAAUAAUAGAAUUUAUUAAAAUUUAUUGAGAAAUCAUAAAAAAAAGCGGAUUUCAAAUUAUAAUUUUUAAAUUAUGAAAGGGUUAACAUUUACUAAUGUUUUGAUGAUAUCUAAGAUUUUAAUUAAUUAUAAAAUGCGUUAUACUAAAACAAUAAAUGGGAUUAGUUUUAAAAGUUAUUAAUCAAAGAGACUAAAAUACAAUUGGAGAUAUAAGGAAAAAAACUGAGAAAAGAAAAGUUUAAUGAAGAAAAAAAUAAAAUAAAACAAAUAUGUGCAGAAAAAUAGAUACCUUUUAAGCUAAUAGAAACAAUUUAUAAGUAUAGUUAUUAAGAAAUGAAAGAAAAUGAAAAUAUGGAAAAAAUUUUUUCAUUUUUUAAAUAAAUUAUAGAUGAAGAUUAUGAGAGUCUUUCUGAAUUAUAAAAAUACGUAGAAAUAGAUAAGUAAGAGAUUGAUAAUAGAUAAAAAUAAAUAAACGAAUAUUUAGAAUAGUAAGUUGAAAAAGCUUACCAAUCAAUAUAAGAAUUUGAAGAAGAAGUUACAAAUUUGGUGACAAAAUGCAGGUAAAAUCAAUUUAAAAAAUAAUAUAUUUAAAAAAAAUUAAUAUAAAAAAUAUAAUAGGUAUUUAAUAAUGAAUGCGAGUCAAUACUUUAAAAUCCUCCAACUUUUAAUUAAUUCAAAUUAGAAAUAUCUAAUCAGGAAUAAGAAAUUCAAGAUAUUGAUAGUAAAAUAGUGGAAUUUUAUGAAAAUUAAUUGAUGGAUUAUUUAAAAAAGUAAUUUUUAUAAUAAUGA